Messenger RNA from Fonsecaea erecta, 306 nucleotides. RefSeq lists its product as hypothetical. The transcript has a single exon. Lineage: Eukaryota; Fungi; Ascomycota; Eurotiomycetes; Chaetothyriales; Herpotrichiellaceae. The record is from RefSeq and is a predicted model, not a curated record. Bases 1 to 306 code for a protein of 101 amino acids.
AUGGGGUUGGGCUACUUCUUCGCAUCGCUGUAUCUGCCCUCGUAUGCGACCGCCGACCGCAUGCGAUCGACUCAGGGUGCGCUCCUGCUGACGCUGAUGAGCAUCUUCCAGGACCUGGGCCAGAUCGCGUUCGGCUACCUGUGCGACCGCAGACUGCCCCUCGACGUCCUGACCAUCAACUCGCCCUUGGUCGCCGGGGUUGCGGUGUGCACGUGCUGGGGUCUCGCACACAACGCCACGCCUCUUGUUCUCGCCGUGUUCGCCGUCCUCUACGGCUCCUUUGGCGCCGGCUACACGGCCCUCUGA